Mytilus californianus (California mussel) is the source of this 5715-nucleotide messenger RNA. RefSeq names its product sorting nexin-16-like. The transcript is spliced from 7 exons. NCBI's taxonomy places the organism in Eukaryota, Metazoa, Mollusca, Bivalvia, Mytilida, Mytilidae. The coding region runs from base 205 to 1167 and encodes 320 amino acids. The record is from RefSeq and is a predicted model, not a curated record. Gene Ontology annotation, cellular component: early endosome; late endosome; extrinsic component of endosome membrane. Gene Ontology annotation, molecular function: phosphatidylinositol binding. Gene Ontology annotation, biological process: protein targeting to lysosome; endosome to lysosome transport; early endosome to late endosome transport.
UUCUACAUAUUGGAUCAAUUUUACACCUGGAAUUAGCUGAGACAGGAUUAUAUUACCUAUCACAGAUUACAUCGUAUUUAUUUUUAUCACACUUUAGUGAGAUAAUUCUGUCAAAUAUGUUAUUCAUUUGCUUCUUUGAGGGGACACUCACUACCACUGAUGAUACUGACUGGGAUAAUUGAUAAUCACCUAAUAUAAUGGGAAAUGGCUGAAGAUCUUCCUUCAACGUCCGAUGAUAUCCCAAAUGGAAAUACAGGGAAACCACUUAGUGAUCUGGACUCACCGACAACUCCAGAUUCUGGUUGUAAUUAUGACUCUGGAUUAGAAAAGUCAGAAAUUAAGUCAGAUUCUUUAGGUUCAUCAUCAUCAUUAUCCAGCAGUGAUGAAGUUGGACAUGGAUCUACUAAUGGACAUAAAAGUACACAUGACCCUAAAAAUAGAAUGAAAACUCCACAGACCAGCUCACCAGUUUGUGUCAGUACACAGAAAGGAAAUGUUAGAUUUGACAUUGACAGUCGCCAUGAUUCCGUGGCGAGUUUUAUUUCUGAUGUUAGUAAUGACACAUCUUUUUCUAUAGACUCUAGAGAUGUUCUUCAUCCGGCUGAAGUUCGUGUUCCAAUUGUUGGAUAUGAGAUAAUGGAAGAAAGAGCUAAAUUUACUGUGUUCAAAAUAAAAGUACAGCGAACAGAAGGUGACAGUUGGUAUGUGUUUAGGAGGUAUACAGACUUUGUCAGACUCAAUGAAAGGGUUAAGAAGAGAUUUCCUGGAUUAAGUCUGGCCCUACCCCCAAAACGAUGGUUUAAGGAUAACUAUGACAAGAAUUUCCUAGAAGACAGAUUGUUAGGAUUGCAAGCCUUUGUAGAUAAUUGUACUUCACACAAGGAUAUAUGUAACAGUAAGCCAGUGAGAGAGUUCUUCUGUUUUGAUGAUCCACCAGGUCCACAUGACAGUAUAGAGGAGAGUAGGGUAUAUUGUGAAUCUUUAGAGGACUCAGUCAGUACCUUCAGAACCAUAAUGGAUGCUAAAGACAGAGAAAUAGAACUUCUUAAAGAACAAUUAGAUCUAUACAAAGGGCAGGUAGAGGAACUCUCCAAAACUCUAAGCACCCAGACUUUACAUGAAAGUAAGAUCAACAGACAAAAGUUAAAGGAAUAUUCACCCAGCUGAUCAGAGAAAUCCUUAUCAUGAUCUCCAUGUCCUGUCUACAUUCCAAAAGUAGAAACCACAUAUCACGCUGAUCAUUUUGUUGAUGUCUUCUAUUACUUGUAUGUUAAAUCACACAAGAGCUGAUAUCUUAGUGAACUGAACUAUUUCUAUCCAGUCUCCAUUAAUUUCACAAGCAUUUUUUAUUUAUAUUUGGAUUUUUUUUUGAUUCUGAGUAAAAUUGAUUGAUUAUAAAGGUGUCAUUUAUGUCGAAAUUUGUAAAAUCAAAGUUUGUAAAAACAGUGGUUUCACUUGCAUAAAAUGCCCAGUGGUGUUAAAUACCUGUAAACUUGCGAGUUAAAUUGCAUAUUUGUCAUCAAAAGACUUACAAACUGAUAAUUUUAAAUUAUUUAAUUUGUUCUCAUCAAUAUUUAAUGUUAAAAUCUUGUUCCAUUCAAAAUUUUGCAUUUCUUUUUUCUCUCCACUUAUAUUACCAAGAAUUUAAAAUAAACGAAGGAGCUGAUUCAGAAAUUCUGUAGCACUAAGGGAACAUGACUGCUUUUGAUGGUAUGUUUGGUCCAGACAUCAAGGAUUAUGAGACUGCUCAACAUAAUUUACAAACAGAAGUUGCAUUUUUAUAUUAAUCCAUUGUUGAUUUUCGUAUCAAGUAUUCUUUUGUUUUUUUGUGUCUUGAUUUAAUUUUUCAGAGGGUUGUGGAGUAAUAUUAACAUAUGUCUUUAUCACAGGCCAUGAUUGUAGUAUUGUAGUUAUAAAAAAUGGCACACAUUAAUUUAAUAAUUAGGACUGUUCCACCAAAGUAUGCAUGGUACCCAUGGAAGGCAUGUUGAAGAUAGAGUAACCACCCAUAGAAGCAAUUUUGGAAAUCUGCAUACAUUUUAAACUUGCACAUCAUAAUAUUUCACACUAUCCAUAGCUGGUAAUUCAGUUGCCUUCCCUGCGUCUCACUUGCCUUAGCUGGGUCUCACGUAUGUUUUAUGGAACAGCUCUUAAAAAGUUUGGUUCAAAAAGAGAAACAAUAAAAUUUUCUAGUCAAAUAAGUGUUCAGCAUAAUAAAGUCCCCUUAUAUAACUAUAUAUAACCUUAUAACCAUUUUCAGAUAAAAAAUUCUGUUUUAUUAUUAGUCAUAGGGAUCAAGUAAAUGAAUAUCAAUCUGUACAAUUUUCUAUUUUGAAGUUAUGUUUUUCUCCAGCAUUUAGGUAUAGAAACUGUUGGUUGUGACUGUAUACAGUUUUGAAUUGAAAAUUGAAUAAUACUAACAUAUUCCUUGUUCUUAAAUAAUCUGUAAAACCAACAAUAAUCAAAUAAUGUGGCCUACAGUUUAUUCAUAUAUAAAUAUAUGUAUUUAAAGUUCCAGAACAAUGUAGUUUGUGCUUAUUUAUAGGACAGGGUUUUGCUUUGUAUUAUUUUAUUUUAUUUUUUUAUUUUUAUUAUUAGUUCAUUAUUCAACUUUUUCUAAUGUAUUUUUUAUAUUUUGUCUAAUGUUAUAAGUAAUAUAAAAGUUGCUUGCCAAAUUGUUAAGCUUUUGCUCAUUCCAUUGUAUGAUUAUUAUCACAUUGUAUGGUGAUUACUUUGUUAUCUUUAGAUUGUUAAUUUUAGGUUGUGCUUUGUAAUGUUGAUUAGUAAUAGUUGAUAACAUUGAUAAGGAAAAAUAAUUAUGUAUUCUUUACAAUGAAACCUGUCUAAAGUGAACCCUGUGUAAACUGGUAACCUGCACUUACCUGCACUCUUGAUGUGAAUAUCCAAUAGUAAUAUAACCUGUGAAUUAGAAUCACCUGUAUACUGUAAAUUCAGAAAUGUUUGUGUGCAUUUUAUUGUGAUUUUUGAACAAUGGACAAAAAAUGUAAGAUUAAUCAUCGUGAUGUCAGCAAAUGCUGCAUAGAAAUAAUGCUUAUUAAAAAUGUGAUUUUGUUUUGUGGAAUCCUAUCCUGUCACAAAUUUUCGCAAUAAUGAAAACAUUGCAAAAAUUUAAGAAUCUACAGUUAUCUAAACAGAAUCUUCAGUUUAUACAGGGUUGACUGGCGAUAUAUUAUGAUGAGAAUGACUAUAUUACAGUCGGAAAAUUUAGUGCCUUUGUUGAUUUAGAGAAUCUGUAGUAUUGUGACAUUUGUUUAGGAUAAACUGGUUUUCAUAGGUUCCAUUUUAUGUAUUUUACUUUGAGAAGUGUUCUCAUAGGUUCUUUAAUGACAUACUAUACUUACUGUAAGAUUUAAGUAAGGAUAACAUAGAGCCAUUGAAAAUUUUUUUUUAACUGUUUAGACCAAUUUUCAAAACUUGAGAUUUUCCAUAGUUGUUUCUUUUUUUGUAAUUUAAAUGAGAAACUAUGUGGAAAUGAUAAUUGACACCAAAUUAACAUUUUCAGUCUGACCGUAUAGAGAUUUUACAGUAAUUCUAAGUCAGGUUAACAGUUGAAGGGAGACAAUACGGCUGUCUAUAGUAUGGAUUGACUAUUCCUUGACUUAACAGAUUUUUACCCCAUGAAAAUGAACAAAAUAUGAUACCUAAUCAGAAAAAAAGUAUCAUUGCUUACCAAGCUCAUUUAUUUUAUUUUUCUAAUUAAUCCUCAUUCACUGAAAUAUGUAAAAAAAAUUCUUAGUCUAAUUUAUAACUGGGAAAUGGCCUGUUUUGAAGUUGUCACUUUGAAAUAUAUAUAUCACUAAGGAUAUUUUUACAGGCUUUAAUAAAAUAUUUGAAAUGGCAUUAUAUGUUAAACAACAUGUACCAUUACAUAGCAGAAAUAAUCAUUAUUGAUCACAUCCAUAUAACCACAUUGUAAACAUUGGUUCUAUAUUGGGGUAUAACUCAGUCCCUAUUCUGGUCCUGGUGGAUAUUUUUUGUGCUUAUCAUAUUUAAUACUAAGUUUUGUACAGUUAAACAUAAAGUUUUAACAGAUAAAAAUGAUACUGGGGCAUCAUUUAUUUUCGUCGAUGCUAUUUUUCGUGAUUUCACAAAAUGUUGCCGUUAAAAGGACACUUUUUCCCUUGUUUUGUCAUCCCAUCCAUGCAACUGAAAACUUGUUAUUGUUAAGAGUUUAAAUUUGUGGUUUGCCUCUACCCAUAAAAAUUAGAGUGCCCCGGAGUAAUAAUAAAUCCUCAGUAUAACUGGAACUGUAUUAAUUAAGGUGUAAACUUGACAAUAACUGGUAUUCUUGUAUAUGUUAGACAUAUGCACAACAAGUAAUAUGUGCCAUACACCUAAUGCUUUGUCACACACACUAUUACAUGUAGUAGAAAUUUUAUGUUUUUUAGUUGAUAAAUCCAAUGUAGAUACACUGUCUCUUUUUUGUUUGAAAAGUUUGAAAAUUUCACCAUAAGGAUGUUUGCUUUAUAUUUUUAAACUUUUCAUAACUCCUCAGAAGUUUUCCUAGUUAAUGCUUAAUUAACUUUAUUUGUCAAUAUUUAUUAAAAUCAUACAACUUAAAUAAUCUUCUAUUAAACAAAUUAUUUCUAAUUCUUAUUUUUUUUAAUUUCAAUUUUUAAAUAGUUAUACAUUUAUUUCUACCCAUAUAUUUCCAGUUAAAUUUUGAGAUGUCCAUCUCUCCUUAGAAAGUCUAGAUUUUAAAGACCUCAUUUAUGAUAUGUUGUCAUUUCAGUAUACAAACAUCUUUAAACUGAGAUAAUUUGAACUUAAAUAAUGCUGAUUAAAAAUGUAUUUAGUGUUUAAAGAUCUUGUUUUUUUUUUAAUUCACAUGCUUUAUUGAAAUUUUUUGUUUUGUAUUCGUACAUUUAAGGACUAAGAUCUCAUUUGUCAUUUUCUCUAUUACCAUGUGUUCACAUUUACAAGGUUUAUCAGAAGUAUAUAUAUUUUAAAUUUGUAGUGUCAGAAGUUAAAAUGUGUGUUUGAAUAAUUAAUAUUUCCAAACUAUUAUUUAUAUAGUUAUUCUGUAAAAAAUAUUAAAAAAAUUCUAUAUUAUUCUGCUUAUAAAGGUUGAAAUUUUAGCGUAAAUUUGUUACAGCAACGGCGUUAUUGUAUGUUUUUAGUUGUUAUCUUCUUUUUGGCAUAUAUGACUGUUUAAUCUGAAUUGAUUAAUGUUUAACAAAUUAUGAGAUGAAAAACUGUCCUCAAUAUUCAAUAAAUACAGUAAAUUGAAUAAAAGUUUUAAAUCUGAAAUUUCAUAAACCAGUCUACGUUUCAUGAUUUAAAUACUUGCAAAGUUAUCAAAAAAGGACUCUUGAGACUAAAAAAUAAAAUUGUUAUAUGUUAUGCUAAAAUUUAUAGAACAUUUUGGAAUUUUGUCUCCAAGAAGCACUUGCAGUUAUGGAAUAAUUUAAUAGAUACAUGUGUAGAUAUUGUAAUACAUAAAGGUUAUCAUGAAACUUCACAUAAUUUGGACACAAAAUAUUCUUUAUCCCAGAAGUACACAAAGUUACUGUAAACAUGGCAUAUUUCUUUUAACAUAUGAAUUACACAUGAAUUACAUAUGUGUAUUUUUGAUUGUGUGAAAAAUGUUACAAAGAACAUAAUAGUUAUUUGUUGCUUACCAGUAUAACUUAAUUUAUUGAUUAUGAUAUGCGAUAGUGAUACACGUGUGCAAUAAAAUGAUACACAUUGAAA